Molecule: messenger RNA, 228 nt
Organism: Helobdella robusta
Lineage: Eukaryota; Metazoa; Annelida; Clitellata; Rhynchobdellida; Glossiphoniidae
Exons: 1
Molecular function (GO): protein binding
Source: RefSeq, a predicted model, not a curated record
AUGUACUGGUGUCGAGAUUAUCCUCCGUUACAUCUUGCCACCAGACACGGUCAUGCCGCAAUAGUUAGUUUGUUAUUGAGGUGGGGAGCGGAACAAACUCCUUUAAUUCAAACUGGAGAGUUUCCCAUUCACAUAGCAGCACGCGAGGGACAUGCUCAUCUUAUUGAACUUUUUUGUUCUUUAGAUAACAAAUGGGUGAAUUGCAAGACUGAAAAACCAAAACUUCAG